AUGAAGUGGGUUGAUGGCCGCUCAGUCACGCACGUGACGGGGAUGUACAAGCAAUGUCAUCAUUUACGUUAUAUUAUUCAAAAAGGACAGCUUCGGAGGUACGAUACUAAAUGGGCGCGGACGGGGCGCGGUGUCGUCUCGUGCGGGGAAUACCGCGCAAAUGUCGUAAAAAAUAUUGCUACUUCAUGGGAUGAGGUGACACCCAACAAUUUAAACCACCAACCAAAUGUCGAUGAGAUCACAACUGACAUUGUUCAUUUGGCUAACCGUUUGCGUCAGGCAACUGCAGUUGCAGUUACUACUGAUGAUAUUGAUGAUCUGCUAAGCUCACAUUCGCAAGAACUGACUGAUGAAGAUCUUAUUGAAUUGGAGGCACAAGUACAAAAGGAAGCACUCGAGUCACAAGAAAUAGCUUCUUCUAUUAGUGACUCUGAAAAAGAACUUACACUAAAAAAACUUUCCGUAGCCUUUGCAAAUUUGAAGAAUGCCAUGAAAAUUUUUGAAGAAAAUGAUCCUAAUUUUGAGAGAAGUUUUAACGUUAAUAACAAAAUUUGUGCAGCCUAUCACAGUUACCAAGAUCUGUAUGAUAGCAAGAAGAAAGAAGCCAAGCAAUCUAGAAUUGAUAGUUUCUUUAAGCCAAAAGUUUAA
Messenger RNA from Leptosia nina, 648 nucleotides. NCBI's taxonomy places the organism in Eukaryota, Metazoa, Arthropoda, Insecta, Lepidoptera, Pieridae. The record is from the annotation of a GenBank genome assembly.